Molecule: messenger RNA, 2343 nt
Organism: Helianthus annuus (common sunflower)
Lineage: Eukaryota; Viridiplantae; Streptophyta; Magnoliopsida; Asterales; Asteraceae
Exons: 3
Coding region: 540-2045 (501 amino acids)
Source: RefSeq, a predicted model, not a curated record
AGACACCAGAAGGAAGGUACAUCUAUCUUUUCUCCACCCAAAUCAGAACCCCAUCAACAUCUUAACGUUUGUGGGUGGAUCACAAUCCCCAUCCGUCAAACUCACUGCACUCGGUUUAUUUAUUUCAUCAACAAAAUCUUGAAACAAACCGGCAACCGAUUGAUAUAAUAAACCCAAAUCAAAUUGUUUCUGCCUGCCGUUUCAAAAACAUGAAACUUUGAAAUCUUUAUUUAUUUCUUUUUUAUUAAUUUUUGUUCAUGGAUCGCUCGGUCUAUCUAUUCAAGAAAUUAGAUACCCACCCACAUAUCAAGUUUUUAUUUUUCUUUUGUUUGAUUGUAUCAAAUUAAUCAAGGGUUUUGUCUCUGCAUGCAGGAAAUUUAAUAUUUUUAAAUUGUUUUAGGGUUUGGGAGCAAAGCUAUUGGGUCAUUGGAAUUUAGGGUUUUAGAGAUUGGUGACAUAUAAUAAAGUUUUGAUUUUUAUAGGGUUAGAGGAUGAAUGGGUUAAGUUGUUAUUGGGGUUUUGUCUAGUGGGUUUAGGGAAUGGGGAGUUCUUGUGAAGCAAAUGGUCAAAAUAUUGACUCGACGGUCGGUGGGUUGGUUUGGGUCCGGCGGAGAAACGGGUCCUGGUGGCCGGGCCGGAUAUUGGGGCCUGAUGAGUUACCGGAAAGUGGUUUGGUUUCGCCUAAAAGAGCGGGUACUCCGGUGAAGCUGCUAGGGAGAGAGGAUGCUAGUGUGGACUGGUACAAUCUCGAGAAGUCUAAACGUGUAAAAGCUUUUCGAUGUGGCGAAUACGACGAAUGCAUCGAAAAAGCAAAAUUUACAGCGAAUUAUUCUUGCAAAAAAGCAGCAAAAUACGCACGUAGAGAAGACGCAAUUCUUCAAGCCCUGGAGAUCGAAAACUCUCAAUUUUUAAAAAAUAGUAAUUCCGAAACCAUCUCACACACAGACAAAACCAAAAACAUAUCUGAUAAAUUGAGUGGCCUAGAAUUCAUCUCCGUUUCCCCACAGGAAUUAUCACGUACCGCCGCUUCUGCCGAUGAUAAUUCUGAAGACGACGGAAGUAAAAAACGCAUGCGAGGGUUACACGACCUCGGGGUAGGAACGUUUAAGAAAAAGCGGACCGGAGUGGCGCAUAUUCAUGAUUAUUUAAAGAAGAAGAACCGUCGCUGUCAGUUGACAACAGUUUUAAAGAAAACCGAAAUGGUAAGCAUUCCUGUUAUAUGUGAAGAACACAAUGGGUCGGAAUAUAAUAAUAAUGAGUUAAAAGGAAGUUUUUCUGAUAGCACGGGUGAUGUCACUAAUAAUAUUAAUUCAAGCGGCUUCAAGCAGAAAGAAGAUGAAAACUACAGUGUUUUGGAAUUACUAGAAACUGAUGAUUCUUCUGGAAGGCUGUUUGAUGUUCCGUUUGUUCGAGAACAAAAGCAGACUGCAGGUUCUUCUCCUGCAUCGAUACCCGAAACGGAAUUUCAAGAAUCCGGUUCUAUUAUUAGUUCAGGUGCCGACGACAUAAUAAGCCAUAUAAUAGAUAAUAACGGUAGUUCGAAAUGGCAGCAUAAAGGGAAAAGAAAAUCAAGAAAUAAAAUCAAAACAAAAACCCUCCAGAAUUUUUUGACCGAGUCAACAGAAGAAGUCAACAACACGGUUGAGGUAAAGGGCUCACAAAGAUUUAUGUUUAUUCAUCAGUCCUGUUACAAAAGAACCGGCUCCCUUUAUGAUGUCCGUAUUGACGUUGAAUCGCGCAAUUUUCGUCGGCAUCUUCCGUACAUCUCUCUUUGGAGUAACUUUACCGGCCAACGGGUGACGGGCCAUUCGCUUGAAGUCGAGGUGGUUACCGAUGAUGGUUGGUUGAAUAGUUCGGAAUGCCUUAGUAGUAGCUGCGGGGAGGCUCCCAAAAAAGCUAGAAAAAACGGGGGGGUUACAUCUAACAAGAAGAUCCGAAAGCUAUCGUCAUUAAGGGAAAAAGGGGUGCUUAAAAGGCCAGAUAUAGGUUGUGUUCCGUUGAAGGUUGUUUUUGGUAGGAUAAAUGCGGUGUUGGGUAUUAACUAGUUCUGCUGCUGAUGAGGGAGGGAGGGAGGGAGGGCCUUAAUCGAUGAAAUUUGUUAGAAAGUUGGGAUUUUGUCGUUGACUUGGGUUGGGUUGGGUUGGGUUGUAUAAUAAUGGUUUAGUGAAGGGUUGGUUGUAUAUGGAUGGUGUAACCUAAGGUGUAAGAGUUUCAAAUGUUUGCUUGUUUUGUUGCAGCAGCAGCAGCAUCUUUGUUUUUGUUCAUGAGUUGGUUGGUGUUUUGUUUGUGUAAACUAGGGCAUGUUUGGCUAAGCUUUUUGAAACAACUUAUUGGCUUUUUCCU